Molecule: messenger RNA, 1039 nt
Organism: Homalodisca vitripennis (glassy-winged sharpshooter)
Lineage: Eukaryota; Metazoa; Arthropoda; Insecta; Hemiptera; Cicadellidae
Product: UPF0235 protein C15orf40 homolog
Exons: 5
Coding region: 189-632 (147 amino acids)
Cellular component (GO): cytoplasm
Source: RefSeq, a predicted model, not a curated record
GUGCUACGUUCACUAAUUGUACUUGUACGAACUGUCAUAUCCUCUAAAUACAUACAUUAAUUUUUUAAAUAUUGGUUUAUUAAUUUUCAGUGGUAAAUUAUCAGUGGUCUUGGUCUACUCAGUGAAGGAAGUGUGGCUGAUGAAAUUUUUUACUUAGAAGCCAUGGUUUAUUUCUAGAAAGACAAUAAAUGAUUGGAGUGCGGAGCCUGGUGUUGAGAAAUAUAUAUAAGUGUUCUUCAAUUCUUGGAAAAAUGCCAAAAUCUAGCUCACAGAAAGGCAAAGCAGGGAAAAAGGCAGAGCCACCUGCAGUGCCAAUUCAAAGUGGGCCUGUGACAGUAGAAAAAAAUGGAAAUAUUGCCAUUAAAAUAUUAGCUAAACCAGGAGCUAAAGCCAACAAUAUUACAGAUAUAGGAUCUGAAAGGGUUGGAGUGCAGAUCAAUGCACCACCAGUGGAAGGGGAGGCAAACGCAGAGCUUGUAAGGUAUCUGGCUUCGGUGUGUGGUCUGCGUAAGAGUGAUGUGUCUUUAGAUAAGGGCUCAAAAUCAAGACAGAAGACAGUCGUUGUUGAGCCAGGAACACUCACAGUCGAUGACAUCUUGGCUAAGCUGAAAUCCAAAAUGGAACAAAAAUAAACACUCUUUCUCAAUGUAUUGUAAAAACGUUUUUAUACAAAAGUUAAAAAUUUUAAAAACUUAAAUUUGAAAUGCUUCAUUUGAUCAUAUUCUGAUGAUGUCAUGUUACCUAGUGAACUUCACAAGAUAUUAUUGUGAUUGAAUUAAUAAUAGGUUUUUAAAUAGAAAACUUUUUUAUAUUAAAAUAAUAUCAAACAAACAUUAAAUUGAAAACGAUUUUCACUAAAUAAUGUGUUAUCUAUUUACUGACUUAUAAGGUUUACUUCAAUUGUUUAAUAUUGUAAUUAAUUUAGCAAUAAAAUGUGCAUACUAUAUAGAUAUAUGUAAAUAUUAUCACACCAUGUCACAGUAGUACAAUGUGUGUAACUGUAUGUCGGAAGUGAAAGAGUUAAUGAUUUAUUUCUGGA